GAGCAGAUAGACAGUGACUGAGGGAACAAGAGAGGGGGUGGCGCAAGAUAAAGAGUGAGUGAGCAGAGAGAGAGAGAUGAAAAGAAUGCUAAGCGAGAGAGAGGCGCUCAUACAGAAGGAGGCAGAGGCAACAGCUACAGCAACAGCUCGCUCCUUCCCCAUCCUUCCUCUCCUUUCCCUUAAUUCCACAUCCACGUCGUUGGGAGACGGAUGGAUCCCUGAACAGCACUGGCUGAAGGAGAGGAGGGUCUCACGUUAGCCUCCUUAAUGUAACAGGCUUUCAUUUUUACCGGGGUCACAUUAAGCAACAAGGAGUAGAAGGAGGUGUGAAGUGUGCACAUAAGCCUGUCGGCAGGAGGGAGGGCAGGAAGGAGAACUGGGAAGAAGAGAGGAGUCAGAGGCAUGUUUGGAAAGCCGAGGAGUGAGACAGACUGAGGGAAAGAUCAGAAGAUCACACCGGUGAGCUUCGCGAGCGGCGACGGCCACUUGUGGGCCAAGAGGAGAGGAAAUAAGAUCUGCAUACACACACACAGCUGGACAGAUGAGGAGGCAUCAGGGACCACGCUUCCGUCCUGGGUGUCUGGUGCACUGACCCUGCCUGUAUCAGGCGAGGAGUCAGAGGACCAGCGCCAUGACUGACUCUCCUGGUCCUGGUGGUCGUGCCUUAGUGCCAUGGCCGAGGGUGUGGAAAUGGGUUCUGGCUUCCUCGCUGGUCUCUGUCAUAGCUUUGACUUUGCCAGAGAGCAGUAAGGCCUGUCCUCCACGAUGCGAGUGUUCAGCUCAGCUGAGGUCUGUGUCAUGUCAGCGGCGGCGGCUCACAAACGUCCCAGAAGGCAUUCCAACUGAGACACGGGUCUUGGACCUCAGCAAGAACCGGCUCCGUUGGGUACAGUCCGGUGAUCUGGCACCGUACCCCCGGCUGGAGGAAGUGGACCUUAGUGAAAACCUCAUCGCCACAUUAGAGCCAAAUGCCUUUGCCGCUCUUCAGAAUCUUAAAGUCCUAAAGUUAAGGGGGAAUCAGCUGAAGUUAGUACCUAUGGGGGCAUUUGCCAAGCUAGGCAAUCUCACCAGCCUGGAUCUAAGUGAGAAUAAAAUGGUGAUUUUAUUGGACUACACCUUCCAAGAUAUGAGGAAUCUUAAACAGCUGGAAGUUGGAGACAAUGAUCUGGUUUAUAUUUCCCACAAGGCAUUCUCUGGACUUCUGGGACUAGAAGAUCUCACAAUAGAGCGUUGUAACCUCACAUCCAUCUCUGGCCAGACGCUGUCCUACCUCCACAGCCUGGUCACUCUUCGCCUUCGGCACCUUAGCAUCACUGCCCUGGAGGAUCAAAACUUUCGCAAGUUGUCUAAUUUGCGGGGUCUGGAUAUCGAUCACUGGCCAUACCUUGAGUAUAUCUCUCCACUUAGUUUUCAGGGCCUUGAUCUUCACUGGCUCUUCAUCACCAACACCAACAUCACCACUGUCCCUUCAAAUUCAUUCAAGAACCUGGUGCACCUCACCCAUCUCAACUUGUCCUACAAUUCCAUCACCACACUAGAGCCUUGGGCCUUCAAGGACUUGCUGAGGCUAAAGGAGCUCAUCAUGGUAAGCACUGGGUUGCUGACAGUGGAGUCUCAUGCCCUUGGAGGUCUCAGACAGAUUCGAGUACUCAACUUCUCCUCCAACGACCUGCAGACUCUGGAAGAGGGGUCCUUCCACUCUGUUAACAGUCUGGAGACCCUCAGAGUGGACGGGAAUCCCUUGUUGUGUGACUGCCGUCUGUUGUGGAUCCUGCAAAGACGCAAGACCCUCAACUUUGACGGCAGAGUGCCAGUGUGUGCAGGCCCGGUGGAGGUGCAAGGAGUCAGCCUCAGCGCCUUCUCUGACUCUGCCCUCUUCGAUCACUUUACAUGCCAGAAACCUAAGAUCCGCAACCGUAAGAUGCAACAGGUGGUUGCUCGGGAAGGCCAGCCAGUGAGCUUUGUAUGUCGAGCUGACGGAGAUCCUACACCUGCCAUCAUCUGGAUCUCACCACAGCGUAGACGAAUCACAGCAAAGAGUUCAGGUCGCAUCACUGUUCUCCCUAGUGGUACUCUGGAGAUCCGCUACGCUCAGCUCACUGACAGCGGGACGUACAUCUGCAUUGCCACAAACGCUGGAGGCAAUGACACCUACUUUGCCACUCUCACAGUAAGAGGCCAGCCACUAGACUCUGCCUCCGCCUUCUUUCUUAACCGCUCUCUGUACAGCGGGGAGUACUUCAACGACACAAAUCUAAACAGCACACGGGUUUUCCUCAAGUUCACCUUGGACCUGACCACCAUUUUGGUCUCAACAGCCAUGGGUUGCAUCACGUUUCUCGGAGUUGUUCUCUUCUGCUUCCUGUUGUUAUUUGUGUGGAGCCGUGGACGCGGCCAGCGCAGGAACAACUUCACAGUGGAGUACUCGUUCCGGAAAUCUGAACCCACCACAGGGAGCUCUACAGGAGGGACCAGGAAGUUUAACAUGAAAAUGAUAUGAAACAACGCAGCCAGGGGUCCCUCAGGGGAGGCAUGAGCACGUCCCAAAGACGUGUUUGACACACGCAAACACACACAGCCACUAACUCACAAAGAAGUUUGAGAGCACAAUAUUAGCUAGUCUCUAUUGCUCUGCUCCAAAUUGGGUGCCCACCUCAAAACUAGAGUUGUGAUUUAAUUUUACUUAUGCUUGAAAUUUUUAUUAUUUUGAUGUCUCCACUUUGCAAUGGUUUUCUUUAGAUUGUGGUGUUGAAUGCUACUGUACGUAAUAGCAGUAGAGUUUAAUUGAUCAGUUAUGCUUGACAGUAAUGGUGUGAAAUAGACAUCAAUGAUUAGUUAUAUUUGCAACAUGAACAGCACUGGUUAUUUCAACAAAUAAAAAGAAAAGGUUAGUAAUUGGUAAAGAAUGUCAUGGAGGCCAUCGAUUUAAGCGUUCAUUUGAUCUUUACUUCUUUGUGAGAUUCUGCCCAAACAUGAGCUGUGUGAGUUUGGGACGAGUGUACCGGUCAAGAGGUGCUGUGGUUGCCUGUGACUCAGACAAUUAAAUUAUGAACACCAAACACAGGCCACCACAGGAACCAAAUAAACCAAUGCAAGAGAGAGCAAAUGGUCCAGGUUGACAGGAACAGAGGGUAUACUGAGUAGUACGAGCGAGAAUACAUAAGCCUUUUUGACCUGUGUUUCGCUCCCCUACACAAACCCCUGAACCCUGGUCUCUGCUGCAUUGGUGGCCACCUAACCUUCCCGGUGCUGCCCGGGGGGAGCAGCCUGGAGAGUUGGGUCAUAUUCAGAGGCAGAGACAGGACACGUAGUUUCACAAGACAAACACUUCUCCAAAUUGGGGAUGACACACAGUAGAUAACAUAUUGCACCUUUUCUCAGGAAGAGCGAAGUAACAAACCAACAGAAAAAGAUUUCAUUGAACACAUUUAUUUGCUAAUUGUAACAUUCCAGCAAUACUGUAUGUAUAGCCAUAUAGCCAAUACUGGAAAUUUGUGGCUGAAGAAACAAAGCCAUAAUUUGUGUAGGUUGAAUUUUUAUAUAGAGUGUGCAUGAUUUAGUCAUAUAAUUAUCACUACUGCCAUUUUACAAGCUGUCCUGGUGUUCACAAGACUAUCCGGUGUCACUGGGUUUGCAGUACGUUCCACAGAAUAACACAAACAAACACAAAGGAGCAACAGUCAUAGUUGCACAAGAGCAAACAAACCCAACAUGGCACACACAAGCACAACACAAGUCUAUAAUUGUGAUGCUGACUUCUCUUUCUGUCUCUGAAACGACCGGUGCAUGAAUGUCUCUGCCCCCCUAGCCCAGUGCAUCCCCCCCUCACACCCCACCCCCACACACCCCCACUGGGUCCUCCUUUGGGAGGGGUCCCUGGCUGGAGACUGAGGAUUAAAAUGUAAAUGAAGUUGUGUUCACCCUACCCACACCAUGUGCAUCGUAUAGUGGAGAGUAGUACUGUGGUCUUAAUGGCAAAAAAAUAACAAAAAGGUUUUGUUAUGUUUUUUUUUUUUUUAAGUGUUACGUUGCAUAUUUGUUGGUCCCUUAUUUUUAUUCUGUUCAGUUGUUGUUGUCUGUGAGCUUCUGAAUGUUCACUGUGUUAAAGCACCUCAUCCACCAUGAGACGUUAUUCUGUUCUCAACACCUCAUAAUGUGAACUAAAUGGAGCAAGUCAGAAACUUGACUUAAUAUAAACUGAUGGUUUUUGUUGAUGGCAACAAAAAAAAAAACUGUAGUUCUGAUAACCUGAGCAAGAGGUGUUAAAC
Messenger RNA from Xiphophorus hellerii (green swordtail), 4268 nucleotides. RefSeq names its product leucine rich repeat and Ig domain containing 3b (gene lingo3b). Gene Ontology annotation, molecular function: protein binding. NCBI's taxonomy places the organism in Eukaryota, Metazoa, Chordata, Actinopteri, Cyprinodontiformes, Poeciliidae. The record is from RefSeq and is a predicted model, not a curated record. The transcript is spliced from 4 exons. Gene Ontology annotation, cellular component: plasma membrane. The coding region runs from base 632 to 2500 and encodes 622 amino acids.